Molecule: messenger RNA, 4234 nt
Organism: Cylicocyclus nassatus
Lineage: Eukaryota; Metazoa; Nematoda; Chromadorea; Rhabditida; Strongylidae
Source: the annotation of a GenBank genome assembly
CCUAUAUCAACAUUAUUAGUGAGCCAUUCAACUCCUAUGAGGCUCGUACCUCGCCUCUUUCUUGUCUGCUUCCUUCUAUCCUUCACAACAUUGAUACUGCUGAACCUCCAAGUUGAUGUUCAUGUGGUCAGAGAUCGCUCGAACGCAUGGCAAGAGGAUCCUAUAUACUGCCUGCAAUUCCCUUUGGAUAUGUCCACUUAUCCGCACUGCGUAGAUCAAAUAGGACAUCUACAAAAAAUUUGGAGAACUCGCGUUGCUUAUGCAUACUAUGGAGUUGAUGGGUCAACAUGCUCGAUUCGACGUUAUUUAGCAACUGUUGAGAGGAUUUGUCCCCCUCUUGUUUCUAUCGAACAAGAUCGAGAAAUGACGCAGAUGAUUAAAUUGGCUGAGUUCGACACUGAUUUAUUUGAACUGUUUGGCUUAUUUCGCGGAAGUUCUUCGAGUUACGAUUUUAUUAGGAGUCGGCUUACAGAAAAUUGGCCAAGCUGGAUAUCUGCAUUGGACUUGGUGAUUUCCAAGUAUCCAAGUACGAUGUCAAAAAGGAUGAAAAUGAACAUAAUGCUUCAUCUUGGUUUUCUUUCCGAAGAAACUCCUGCCAGAAGUGUUGAAAAUGAGCGAUUGGGCAUGUUCAUGCAAUGGACGGACCUUUUUGCUUGCUUAUUUUUACUUGGACACAAUUUAUACAUUUCGGCCGAUCAGGGUACUUUCAUGGACUAUCUGGAAUUAACUAACAGCGCUUCUAUUGACAGUCAUGUCGACUUACUUAUCACCGAUGUUCCUGGCUACAAAUGGCUUAGGAAAUCAAAUUUGAUUUCUGGUAUGAAUAAGUGUCGGAUAAGGUUGCUGGACAGCUUUGGCACACAUGUAGAAUUUAAUGACUUAAAGUACUAUGAUGAGCACAAGGAUGAACUGGGAGGAAAAGGGAACCCUGAUGGCGGCUUUGGUUUAAACCUACUCCAACACUGGACUUUGUAUCCGCACACGCCAGACAAUGAUUUUCUUGGAUUUGCAGUUCAUAGAUCUGUCGUAGAGCCAAUGUUUGAGAGAGGCUCACAUAGUCCUCCUAUUUCACUGGUAUAUGGAAAAGUGAAACAUCGAGGAGUUUUUGAAGUUUUGAAAAAUUUGACUGAGGUGCACACAUAUGCCCAGUUCCCAGAAGGCAAAGGAGUUCCAUUGAAUAUAAUUAACCAUGGUUUACUGAAUGCGAGUGCCGUGACUUCCUUGCUGAAAGCUGUUGAUGUAAUCGUGGGAAUUGGGUUAGAUUUAGAAGGACCUAUGCCACUAGAAGCCAUGGCAAAUGGAGCAGUGUUUGUAAAUGCCAAAUUCAACCCUCCUAUAUCUCGCUUGAAUUAUGAAGCUUUGUCAAAGAAACCAUCUUUGAGACAGUUAAAUAGUCAAUCACCUUAUCUGGAGCAAAUUGGUGAGCCAUAUGUCUACACAGUCAACUUCGAUGAUCCUAUAGCAUUUGAGGAAGCUAUUCGAAAAGCUGUUAAUAAGCCAAUGAAUGUUCUACCUGAAGAAUACACCCCAGAAGGAAUGUUGAUCAGAGUGCAUGUACUCAUAUCGCGAGAUUUUUGUUUGGAUGUUCCUAACUGGCCUCCUUCAUCGGCUUUUGUGCCAAAAAUGGGUGAGCCAGAGCAAUCAUGCGAAACAGCAUGCGACGAAGCAGGUCUGGUUUGUGAGCCAGCGUUCUUUCCGCUUGUCAAUACUAAGGAGUUUUUACGUAGCUACGCCGGCUGUGCUUUGGGAGAAAUUGACAUUUCUCCUGAUCCAAUUGCUCCGUACAAGUGCUCGGUUCAAGGGAACCCGUUGAUGUUCAGCUGCGCUUCGAGACCUUCUCGAUCCAGCCGAUUUGCACCAAUGCUUGACAGUCGUCAGCCAAAUACCCUUCACCUACUCGCAGGUAGUUCAACUACUACAGCAUUAGAUGCUGCUCGAACGUUGUUGGCAAACGGUGCCGAUGCUUGCGCCAAAGGCGAAGAAGGGUUGACUCCACUACAUGUAGCCUGUGCCUAUGACUGUUUGGCCAUGGCACAGCUACUGAUGCACUAUGGAGCAGAUCCACAGGCUGAAGAUGCCCAUGGAAGGACACCUUUUACUAUGGCUACGGGGAAUACGCAAAGGUUCCUCCAACGAAUACUCGCGAAAAGUACCCGAGAACAGCGUGGUAUCAUUCGGCGAAUUUUUGCUUGCCAUACGAUGGUCAGAAUUGCGCACACGCGAUUUAUCAGAGGAUUACGAAAAAAGAUGCGAAAAUCUCUGAGUUUCAUUGGAUUUAGAAGACCCUUAGCGAUAACUCUACCCGCAUCGGAGCCAGUGACGAGCACCCCUAUAUCUCUUCAACCUGAAACACCGACGGGUAAAGCUCCGCCGAUGAUGGAAAUACCGCCUACGAUAGCUUCCUCACCACCUUACCCUAUCUAUCCUUCCACAAGCCAAAUACCGCAGCCAUCUUACUCUAGGACACCAAGGGCGCCAGUGAGGACAAACUCUGCAGACGUACCUUCAUGUUCGAAGACUCCCGUUCUGCCUGAACCUAUGCCACCACCAAGAACGAAUCGUUCUAACAGUACACCAGCUAGAUCGAAUAAGAAAGCUAUCGCCAUUGCAGUCGCAGAAGAGAAGGAAAACGAGAAAGGCGAAGUUCCAACGAACGGUCAUGGAAAGCGAGAAAAUCAUGCUAGUGCUAAGCCAAAAGCAGCAACCGGACCGUCAACGCCAAAACCAAAGCGAAGCGAGCCUUCCGCUCCACCCAUCGAAGAGUUACCACCAGAAGAUCUAUCUUACUGGUUAAGUGAGAAGAAUACCACUCAAGAUACACAAGGAACUGACUAUUUCACUGCAGACGAAAGCUUCGACAUGGCUGAGCUGCAAAGGCGGAUAGAGCAGGUGAUGAAGAUAGGUGAACCAACACUGCCACCAAAUGUCGAUGAUGGUCAGUUGAGGAAGAUUCGUCGAUUAACUGAUACUCAGCUCAAAGCUGAGCUGAAGAAAGUUGGUGUCGUUGCUGGGCCGAUAUGUCCGAGGACUCGCGGUCUAUAUGAAAAGAAGCUGCUGCUAAUGCGACGUGAAACCGCUGAUAUCAAAGGUGUACGCUACUCACGACAGCUGGAACUAGCCAUGCUUGGCGAGUCAUCCCCGGAUGAAGGAAAGAAACUUGACGAUAGGGUACGAGAAGAGUACCAGUCGGCGGGUGUCACGGCGUUUUGCUAUCUUCUGUUGGAUCCUAGGAAAAUCUCUGGAGAUGUGGAUUCGCUGGAAUUGAAGACUUUCGUGCCGGCUAUCUUCUAUGUUGGUAAAGGAACAAAGGCUCGUCCUCUAGCGCAUCUCAUCGAGGCCAAAAGGGAAAGAGAGGCGAAGUCCGCCAAAAUGGCAACCAACGCAAAGCUCAAACGGAUAGAUUCGAUUUGGGGAAGUGGCCAUGGUGUUCUGUGCCUUCAAAUUAAUCACAGCGUUUCUGACGAAGAAGCAUUUGUUCGAGAAGCUGCGCUAAUUGAAGCAAUUCGACUAGAGAACCUGACCAACAUGAAGGGAGGCGAAUGGCGUGGUUCGAGUAAAGUGUGGACGUUGCCUAUGAAAGCACAGUUCGGAACAUAUCAAUUGCAGCGAGCCCUUGGUGUCCUAAAAAUGGAAGGUUUUCGUCCGAUAAAACCGGAAGCACUACCCGAGUCUUCCCCAUUCCAUGCGAAGAAGCAUACAUAAGUUUUUGCUUGCGAACGAUUCGAAAAAAAAAUUCUCAGGUUCUAAAAAACACUCCAGUGCGCCUGAUCUACUUCGCUUACUCAAAUGUGCUUAGCUAUAGCGUACCACUUUGGUUUUGUACUAUUUAUUGUUAUCGAUUUUAUCGAUUGCUUACUAUUUCUUCUCAUCGUAAGAUUUUGACAUCUUUCAGUUUCUCCUGCGCUUUCUAGUUUAUGAAAUUCUCUAAGUUUGUGAAUUAGAUUGAAAAUGUUUUGUCCUGCCAUGCACUGCUUUUAUAGCACUCUCAAAAGUACCAGCUGACUUUCGUUGACCCGCAACGCUUUUAAUCGCUACCCUUUGAGCGAAAGCACCCUUUUCAUGCCAAAGCACUUUAAACCAUUGAAAUCUCUCACCAUUCCUUUCUCUUUUUCCCCACAUGCCAGUUCUUACACCUAAGAACUUUCAGAUUUUGUUUGCCCAAAUUUUGAGCAUUACGAUUCUACAGGGUAUUUCAGUGAAGUAUGAUUGCGUGGUAUAUAGCAUUAGUAUAUUG